Rotaria sp. Silwood1 is the source of this 1941-nucleotide messenger RNA. The record is from the annotation of a GenBank genome assembly. Lineage: Eukaryota; Metazoa; Rotifera; Eurotatoria; Philodinida; Philodinidae.
AUGGCUCGAAAACGAUCUGAUAAUAAAAAAUGGAAAUCAAGACCAUCACGGAAAAAAACUCAAGCUAAUAGAAACCGUAAACCGUCAAAAAUCCGUAAAAAUAACACAAAAUUAUCUACUCCAACGAAACCCUCUCGACUGAGAAGAAAAGCAAACAGUAGUCAACAAGUCUGUUCAAUUUCAUCAGUAAGUCUUAACGAAAACAUACCUGAAGAAGUUUUUGAUACCCAAAUACAUAAUUUUCUCAGUGAAAGAUAUUUAUCUGAAAUUCGACAACCGUGGUAUUCUUGUAAAUGUUGUACUUGUGAACAGCCAUUGUGUAACAUACGAACAGCAAAGAAAGAACACGAAAAAUAUCAUGAUUGUUUUGUUGGUGAUACAAUUUGUUCAUUUUGUUAUGAUUUUAUUGCAAAAUGUGAUGUACCUUUUUGUCCACAUUCUCAUUUUCGAAAUAUUUUAGAAAUUCCCAAAACACCAACGUCUUUAAAAUUAGGCUUUCUCGAACAGAGAGCUAUAGCACUUAUGCAUUGCUAUAUGAGUAUUUUAAUCGUUCGUGGUCAUCAAUCAGCAAUGAAAGGACAAGUAGUCCAUUGCCAUGUUGAUGUUGCUGAUAAUAUAGGCGAUCUUUUACCACUACCAAAAUGUUAUGAAUUUAUGGCAGUUAUUCAACAAAAACCGAUGAAUGAAAAUGGUGAAAUAAGAUCAACAGUUAGAUACUCAGUUAGUGCCAUUCAAAUUCUUCGUGCCAUUCAAUAUCUUAUCCAACAUCACAUUGGAUAUAGAAACAAACAAGUUCUUCCUCUGGAAAAAAUUGAAGAGAUGUUUCAAUGUAGAAAAGAAGACGUUGCGCCUAUUCGAAUUAUUGAUUCAUAUGCCUAUAAUAAUUCGACAACGUCUGCUCCGAUUGUUCUUGAUGCUGAUGAAGCUGUUUUUGGUCCUAGUCGUACUCUCAAAGCAGGUGAAGAUCCUAUUUGGCAAAUUCAGCCUGGUAUGGAAGAAUGCACUUUUCCAUGGAUUUAUCCAACAGGAGAAGGUGGAGAACUUGAUGCCAAACGACCUAUUCCACUUAAACUUCGUGACUAUUCUAUUGGGAAAGCUGUUCGAGGUACAGCUGCUUUCUGGUCUGUCCCUAGAAAAAUUCUACGCUCAAUGUAUGCAACACUAUCCAAGCCAAAUAUUUUUUUGAGUAUUAAUUUACAAGAUGAUGUGGAAUUUUUGACUCAUAUUGAUCCAACUCGAUUUGGUAAUGUGAACAAUCCAAAUUAUGAUGCAAUUGACUCUUUGCCUGAUGAUGAUUAUUUACAACUGGUUAACGAGAAUAGUGCACUAGUAGCACGAAUGUGUCAUCGACGAAUGCUUGCAUUUGAAAAAUUUAUUAGUGAUAAGAAGCAUCCUUUUUUCAUUGUGUACAUCGUCACAAAUUAUUUCUUUAAAAUUGAAUUUCAACGUGAUGGUCUCCCUCAUCUUCAUACGUUACUUUGGCUUGAUAAUUUUCCUUCUAUUGAUACAGUAGAAGGACGAAAAAGUGUUAUAGAAUUUAUAGAUAAAUUCCUGAGUACCUGCUUACCAGAUAAACAAGAAGAUCCUGAAGGUAGUUGUAAAGUUCGUAUACGUCGAGGACGCAAAUUUAAAGAUGAAAAAAUACAAAAAAAUAUUAAAGAAUCUCAAAUAAAAGAUAUCAAUAAAAAUUAUUUACAUCAAAAUGAAAUAUAUGAACAAGUUGAUCCAAACAAUGAUCCUGAUCUUUUACAAUUAGCGAAAGAUAAAAAGGAAUUUUUUGAACGAUUGGGAUGUCGUUUUGGAAGUCCUUUUGAAUUGGCUAAUGGAACACAUUUUCGAACAUACAAAGAAGCCCACAUAUUGACAAGAGGUGAUCGAGAUAUUAUUAUAAAAAGAUUAACUGAAGAAGUGAGUUUAAUUGGUAAAAUUUCUUUAUUUUGA